AUGUCUUCCUAUCCCCAAAAUAAUUUGGAUUUGAAUACUGCUCUCCAUGAGCAAAUACUGUUAGCAGUGAGAUCAGACAGUGGUGCUGUCAAUGACUCUCUGAUUGCUAGCAUGCAGUGUGCUGCAUCAAUUACCAGUUUGGGACAACGGCUGCUGGCAUUUCUUUCUUUAUCAACAUGCGAUGUGGGGCAUGUAGGCAUCCAUUAA
Messenger RNA from Prunus armeniaca (apricot), 207 nucleotides. The record is from the annotation of a GenBank genome assembly. NCBI's taxonomy places the organism in Eukaryota, Viridiplantae, Streptophyta, Magnoliopsida, Rosales, Rosaceae.